Molecule: messenger RNA, 2302 nt
Organism: Phaedon cochleariae (mustard beetle)
Lineage: Eukaryota; Metazoa; Arthropoda; Insecta; Coleoptera; Chrysomelidae
Source: the annotation of a GenBank genome assembly
UACACAUUCAUUGUUUCUUUAUAACUAAUAUCAUUGAGCAUUGUCUGCGAAGGUGGUAUACAGUAUACAGUUGAACAUCAAGCCGAAAAUCAUAGCUCUAUCAUAGUGAAGGCACUAAUGACCAAACAAAUAUGUCUCCGAAAGUAGACAAAUUCGUGAAAACCUAUAAAACCCUUGCCCAAAUUCCAGCUAUCACAGGGGGAAGGAUAAGAUCCGAUGGAAUCAUAAGUAGUUUAUGGUCCCAGAGAAACUUGGAAAGAGGUAAAACUUCCAAGUUCAUGCGAGAAUUCUUCACUAAGGAUUUGAUUAAGUUGGCAGAAACAUCUCCUGUAGAUGUUAGUACUGAAGUUCUUUCAAGAAACUCUCCCAGCGAAAAAUUCAGAGCUGUACUUAGAGACAUAGAUAGCAAACAAUAUCUAGAAGUGUGGCAAGAGAACAACAACAUAAGAACAGUUGAUCUGGGUGCUUUAGACCUACAUGGAUCAGUAUAUUCUGAUGUUGAAUUUACAUCAUUUGAGUGGUCACCAGAUGAGAAAAAAAUCCUCUAUGUGGCUGAAAAAAAAUCCAAGAAAUCUGAACCAUUUUACAAACGUAAAGCUCCUGCUUCUGACAAAGAAAAAGAAGGAGGAAGUGGUGAUGAAGAAAAACUAAUAGGAGAGGAGUAUACAUUUGAGCAAGACUGGGGAGAACAACUGGUUGGCAAAAAGCUAUCAGUCAUAGCUGAAUACAAUGUUGAAAAUGAUAUGGUUGAAGUCUUGAAAGGUGUACCUGAUGGUGUUUUUAUAGCUCAGAUCAAAUAUUCACCAGAUGGGUCUUAUAUUAUUGGUGUAGCAUACAAUUUGGAGCCUCGAAAACUGGGGCUUAUUUACUGCUCAAACAGGCCCAGUACAGUAUUUACACUAGACUUUGAAGGCACUUAUUUUGAAUUGCCUUUGGUAGGAGUGGCAUUGAAAUCUCCUAUAUUCACACCUGAUGGAGGUUCAAUUAUCUGGUUACAGAGGAAAACUGGGGGUCCCCAUGCCAGUUGCAUGCAACUGGUGAAAACAGAACUUCCUCUGACAGCAAAUUCUGUUGGAAAAGUAGUUGUGGACAUGGUUGAAACUGAAAUUUCAAUUGAGGGUGGUAAACCCUUUUUUGGUCUCUACAAUACAGGUUUUUUAAAACGCCCUUGGGCUAGUCAUAACAGGCUGUUGGUGAAUACAAACCAAAAGUACACAUUGAAUAGCUAUGUCAUAAAUAUAGAUAAUGGUGCAAUAACAGAACUGCCUUUCCAAAAUGGUAGUCAAGUGAUCCUAGAUGUAUUUGAAGAUAAGAUCUUGGCAACUAGGAGAAAUUUCCUAAAACCUGACCAGCUGGUCAUUGGUCAGCUACCUGAACCUGGAAAUGAAACCCAUAUCACUUGGAAUGAACUCACUGCCACAGAAACUGUACCUUGUUUGGAAAAUUGCAUGUAUGAAUAUCUGGAUUUGGUAUCAAAAGGAGAUGGUUUCAAUAUCUUCAAUGCAAUAUAUGUGGGACCAAAAACUGGCCAGGAAAAAACAGUACCUCUGGUAGUUUGGCCCCAUGGAGGUCCUCAUUCUGCCUUUGCAAAUUUCUUCUUUCUUGAAGCUGCCAUAUCUCUAUACUUUGGCCAUGCCCUGCUCCUCGUCAACUUCCGGGGCUCCCUGGGCAGUGGCCAGGCCAGCGUCGACUUCCUGCCCGGCCGCAUCGGCGCUUCGGACGUCGCCGACUGCGUCCUGGCCACCGACGCCGCCCUCGAGCGCUUCCCCUGGCUCGACGGCGCACGCGUCGCUCUGAAGGGCGGCUCGCACGGCGGCUUCCUGGUCGCCCACCUGAGUGGGCAGCAUCCGGACAAGUACCGGGCGGUGGUGGCGAGGAACCCAGUGAUCGACGUGGCGUCUAUGAGCAUCAUCUCGGAUAUACCGGACUGGUGUUAUGUAGAGGCCGGUAAAGAAUAUAGUCAGGAAGGCGAAAUCGACAAUGAGAUUCUGACCGAGAUGAGAAAAGUGUCUCCCAUCGUGCAUGCCCACAAAGUCAAAGCACCCACUCUGCUUCUGAUCGGUUCCAAGGACUUGCGGGUGCCUGCCUCUCAAGGAACCGACUAUUAUUUACGUCUCAAAGCAAAUGGAGUCACGACGAGGAUGAAUUUGUAUGAAGACAAUCAUCCCUUGGGAACAGUGCCUAAUGAGAUGGAUACUAUUAUCAAUUCACUAUUGUGGAUAGAUACCCAUUUGGGCAUUGAAAAUUGAGACAAGAAAUUGAAAUGUAAUCAUUGAACUGCAAUAAAUUAUUUUAGGAUAAA